GAGCCUGCGGGAACUACAACGGAAUUGCAGCCGACGACCUGAUACUCCCAGGACUCCGAGUCGACGAGUUCCAGGCGUGCCGGGUUUGGGGCUUCAACAACUGGCUGCCUUCGGGGACUUGGAGCCCAUGCCCUUUCUCUGAUGGUCUUCCCACGGCACAGAGAAGCUUGUUAUUCCAGCCAUGACCCAACACUUCACCGCCUGACGCCGUCCCUCUGCGUGUGCCCAGGGCUGGGAGCACCGCCCCCCCGUCCUGCCCCCGCCGCACACCUACCCUGGAAUGGGAACCCACUGACCUUCCCGAGAUUGUUUUAGUAAAUAAUUUAUGACCAAACCUACUUGUGCCUGUAUCUUCUCCUUCCCAGUGUACCCGCGCCCUCGGGACACAAAGGUCUCAACUUCCAGUACCCUCCUUUCCCAAGUCUCAGGAGUUAGGUCGGGACCCUGUCCCCUUCCGACCCAAAAUAUGAGUCCAAGCACCUGGCUCCCUCCUCCUUCGGGUUCCCAGACCUGCAGUCCACCUUAAGUACACAGAUUCCUGACGGGGCCGGCGGGGUACCAGCAGCUCCGCCCCUGAUAUGUUGUGACGUAACUGCAUCGCUAGCCAACGGGGCUCGACGGCGCCAUCUCGCCGAGGCAGGAAGCGGAAGUUUCGGAGUGCGCGGGCCGGAAGUGCCCGUUGCUUCGCACGGCCGAGUCCUGCGAAGGUCCUAUGUGCCGCUGUUCUCGGGCCGUCGGCGGAGCCGCUACCAUGAGCCGGCCUAGCAGGCUGCAGAGACAAGUUCUGAGCUUGUACCGCGAGCUGCUGCGCGCCGGGCGCGGGAAGCCCGGCGCCGAGGCGCGGGUGCGGGCCGAGUUCCGGCAGCAUGCCUCCCUGCCACGCUCCGACGUGCUGCGUAUCGAGUACCUGUACCGCCGCGGGCGGCGCCAGCUGCAGCUGCUGCGCUCGGGCCACGCCACUGCCAUGGGUGCGUUCGUGCGCCCGCGGGGUCCAACGGAGGGGUUCGGCGCGGGGGCCCCAAGGACCCAGCCUGACAGCGGCGAUGGUCCGAGGAAUCCCCUCGACGUCGUGGGGUCACCAGAGAGCCCCUCCGACGGACGGUGACCGGACGAAGAGUUUACCCGAUAGCGCAGGGGAACGGAGGAACCUGUUCUCGCCUGACUGCGUGGGGGGAACCGGGGGACCUGCCCGACGAAACGUGAGAAGUCUUAAGAAGUGCAGUUCAAUAGAUUGGGGGAUCGGAGAGCCUCCUAGCGACGUGGGGUCCCAGAGACCCCCGGGAUAGAUGGUGAGAGAUGGUCGAACUCUCAUGAGGAUCUGGAGCGGCUUAGCUGCCGGCUGGCUGAACUGUGCAAGCUGAGAGCUCCUUACCCGAAAGCAGAGGGAGCCAAGACGCCUGCUGUCGGACAGGAAGAAGAGACAUCCUUCUAUUUACCCUUGGCUCCCCUCUCCUGUAUUUAACUCUGAGAAAAGCAGACUUUUUGCUGAGAAAUUUGGGAAGAUGCCCUGAUGGAUGGUGAGAAGCUCCGAAUCCCCUUUUGAAAACUUUCUUCCCGUAAAUUGUGGCAGACUAGGACCUGUGGGGAAGGGACUGGGGCAUGUUACCCCAUCUGAUCAACCGAAAACCCCUUAAGACCUAUACUUGAUGGUUCUGAGAGGGAACCCUGACUCCUGGGCCCUUCUCCCAGGACUGUUGAACAAAAGGAAUAAAAUUGGAGAUGUGAUUACUUCCUU
This is a messenger RNA of Suricata suricatta (meerkat), 1735 nucleotides long. It is a transcript of the gene SDHAF1, whose product is annotated as succinate dehydrogenase complex assembly factor 1. Gene Ontology annotation, biological process: mitochondrial respiratory chain complex II assembly. The transcript has 2 exons. Lineage: Eukaryota; Metazoa; Chordata; Mammalia; Carnivora; Herpestidae. The record is from RefSeq and is a predicted model, not a curated record. Gene Ontology annotation, cellular component: mitochondrion. The coding region runs from base 713 to 1105 and encodes 130 amino acids.